AUGUUACACGCGACCGAUGAUUUCGACCUCUGCAAACAGAAAAAGAUGGGAUCUGUGCUCUCCAUGUUGGGGGUUCGGGGCGGUUUUGACAGGCCUAGGAGAUAUGCGGACCAUAUAUAUGGACAUCUUACCUCCGGUUUCCCGAAAGAUUUCAACAACUUCAUCGCUCUGGCGGGGGACCGAGAUAUUGAUCCUGCCCUAUUACCCGCCCCGCAAACCUCGAUCGGGACCUUCUUUUAA
This is a messenger RNA of Morchella sextelata, 240 nucleotides long. RefSeq lists its product as uncharacterized. The transcript has a single exon. Lineage: Eukaryota; Fungi; Ascomycota; Pezizomycetes; Pezizales; Morchellaceae. The coding region runs from base 1 to 240 and encodes 79 amino acids. The record is from RefSeq and is a predicted model, not a curated record.